Molecule: messenger RNA, 1842 nt
Organism: Symbiodinium sp. CCMP2456
Lineage: Eukaryota; Dinophyceae; Suessiales; Symbiodiniaceae
Source: the annotation of a GenBank genome assembly
GUUAUGGCGAAGUAUCAGCCGGGAGGGGCGGCAGAGAAGCAGCAGCUGUUGUCGUUUCUCGUUAGCCCGGACACCGUCAUCGUUCCAGACCCCAGCCUUCAGCUUAAGGGUCUGGAAAGGCUAGCUCUCCUCGACCAGGCUCCAACACAACAGACGGUGUUACAGUUCUCAGAACUCCUCCUUGCAGAGGCUGAGGUCGGGGGGAACCCAGGGAAGGGUAACCCAAAGGGGAAAUCAAAGGAUGAGGCCAUGAAGGCUCAGGAUAAGGGAACUGGUGAAACCGGGAAGUCGGCUCGCGACGAGCUGAUUGCGAAGGCCAAUGCUGUGCUGGAAUCCAUCCAAACAUCAAUCAAAGCCUUACAGCUGGGACCGAAAUACCCUCCGAAGCCAGGUCCCCUUGAUGAAACAGGGCUGAUCGAUUCAGGUGCGACCACAUGCAUGCGCAUGCGAAGGGGUAAUGAGCAUCCAGUUGGAGAGAAGACGGUUUCGCUCGCGCAGGGUGAAGUUCAGAUGGGAUUUAGUGCUGGGGGCGUCUUGUUAGCUAGCGAAGAAGUUGAACCCAUCGUGUCACUCCGACAGCUUAUCGCCAUCGGUUUUCGCUUGGUCUGGUCCAAGAGGGCAUGUCAGUUGUUCGAUGAAGAGGGCUACUCGGUUCCCUUGUCUACGGCUUCAGGAUGCCCAAGAGUGUGUAGGGCGGUGGCCCAAAGCCUGAUUGAUCGCAUCGAAACAUUCAACAUCCACGGGUAUGGUGAGGAUCAGCUUGCAAGGGUGCGUGAUGCAGACACCGUGUCAUGGGAGAACGUCAUGCAUAGAGUUGCUGAGAGCGUGAGGGAAGGCAAGUUGAGGGAUGCGCAAAUGUGGCAUCAAGUGUUGUGCGAGAAGCUGUUUCCAGAGCUUCCACGAGCGGCUGCCCAAGCGGUGUCUCUGAUCUCGAACGGGACUGGUCCUCCAGGCGCUUUCAAUCGUAGGCAUGAGUUUGAUUCUGUAGCCGCGAAACAUGGGGCUACGGUAAUAGCCGUAGACGCAACUGAAGAUCUCAACGUCUUCCGUGUGAGACGCGUUCUAUUCUUUUACCUGCGGUUCGAGCGCGACAUGGAGUGGAAAGGACCACCUUAUGCUCAGGAGUUUUGUGCUUGGUAUCGCAUCGAAAUGGGGUCGGGAUCAGGUACCUUCCAUAUGGGCAACCCCGGAGCUAGCUGGGCUAUGAACAUCCAAGGUCCGGGACAAAGCCAGGUUUUAUCAGGUUGUAGCGUGGAUUGGGCGCGCUGGGCUCCGGGUUUGGUGCAAGCAGUUGGGGAGUACAUCGAUGCUGCUCUUCAGCAGGGCUCAACCGUGGAAGGUCUCAGACGGAUGCAGGUUCAACAAUCCAUGAAGGAUCAUGUGUUAGCCGGACAUGUCCCUUACCGUAAGGACUGCUAUGCAUGCGUAGCAGGGAGAGCGAAGAAACAGAAUCAUUACAGACAGACGGUGAGUGAUUCGUUCGUGCUGUCGGUUGAUCUUGCUGGCCCGUUCAAGAAUGGUGUUCAUGAGGGUGCAAAGGCGAGAUACUUCCUUGCCGCAGUCUUUUCCAUACCUAGGGCACCGGAGCUGAACGGGUCUAAAGGGGAUAAGCAUGAGGCGGCUGAAGAGGCCAUUCCAGGGGAGCCAGGGGAGUGGGAAAUUGCUGAUGAGGACCGUGAUGACGACGAAGGCACGGGUGUUGGCCCGAUUGAGCUUGAUGAUGCCCCGGCGGACCCAGAGCCGCAACCGCUAGAACAGUUAGAGCUAGUUCACUUGCCGUUCGUCGUACCAUUACCCUCAAAAGGGGGAAGGGAUGUGAUGAAUGCAAUCAAGGGCAUUGAG